AUGUCAUCCUUCUUAAUUUAUACACAUGCUACUUUUCUUCAUGAAAGCGGUAUUUGUGUUAAAACAAUCUAUAACAUUGGGGUGUGUGUUAGAGGAAUAGGAAAAGAUGAAAUCUCAAAUGACUAUUAUGGCAUCAUUACAAAGAUUCUAGAAUUUGAAUGGCCAAGUCAAAUAACAAAAAAGUUGGUUUUAUUUUACUGUGAUUGGUGUGACCCUUCAAGACACAGGAUACGAAUACAUCGUCAGUACAAGAUUGUAGAAGUUUGUAAGGGGAUAAAAUAUAGUAAAUUCAAUCCUUUUAUUUUUCCAAAAGUAACUCGAGUUUAUUAUUCACCUUAUCCCGGGCGUCUAAGAGAUAAGGUUGAUUGGUUGGUAGCUAUAAAGACAAAACCAAGAGGAGUUAUUGAUGAUAGGCACACAUUAGAGGUUACUUUUCAAGUUCAAGAGUCACAAGUUAAUGCAACAAUUGAAGAUGACCCAAUUGAUCACCUACAAGAUGAUGAAGAGGUUAGUUUGUUAAUGAUACAAGAAAAUGAAGAUAAAGAAGAUUCCAAUGAUGACAUUGAAGAUGAAGAUGAAGAUUAA
This is a messenger RNA of Lathyrus sativus (Indian pea), 585 nucleotides long. Lineage: Eukaryota; Viridiplantae; Streptophyta; Magnoliopsida; Fabales; Fabaceae. The record is from the annotation of a GenBank genome assembly.